Molecule: messenger RNA, 2837 nt
Organism: Vitrella brassicaformis
Lineage: Eukaryota; Vitrellaceae
Source: the annotation of a GenBank genome assembly
CUCCUGUGCUUUCACAGAAGGUGCAUCUCAGCCCUCAUUGUCGCUGUUUUCCCCACGCUCUGGCGAUCGGUCUGCGAGCUUAGCCGACGGACAAAGAAAGAAGGUAGAAGGGCAGUUCCUGCUUGCUGCGUUCGUCUCUCAAGGGUUCGAUCGAGGUAUGGCUGCCAACGAGGGACCAGAGGUGAACGUGGAGGCCAAUGUGACGGAUGAGAAAGAUGAGGGCAAGAGGGCUGCGGAUGCGCCGGCCGAGGACGAGCCAGCCGACAAGAAGGCCAAGCUCGAUGACGGCACGGCAGCGCCCAAGGUAUCGGUCAACAUGGGGGAGGUGCGGCGACAGGUCGAGUACUACCUCUCCGACCAAAACCUGCGCCAGGACAAGUUCUUCCACGAGAAGAUCUCCUCAGCCAACGACGUGAGUGCGGAUGAGAGAAGGCACCGAAGCCAUACACCCAUCCUCAUGCAUUCAGACAUACCAAAUGCUCCCGGAGUUUGUUCGUGUGUGUUGUUGGUUCCUGUCAGGGAUGGCUUGACAUGAAGUUGAUCUUGGAGUGUCCGCGCAUGAAGCUGCUCAAGGCGACGAAGGAGAACGUGCUGGAGGCUCUCAAAGGCUCGCAUCUCGAGAUCAAAGACAACGAAAGUGAGGGAGGGAGGGAGUCAUGACGGUGUGUGUCCUUUCUCACUUGUGAGCUGUGCGCUCACUGCCUCCCUCUCUGUUGGUUACUUUGGUUCUCUCAGCUGGCUGUGCCGUUCGACGGCUGACUCCGCUGCCCACCUUGGUGCCUCGCUCUGAGAGGAAGCAGAAGAACGAGCCAGGCAACGUCAGAUACUCGGCACAUCUCGGCGGGUGGGUGACCAUCGAUGGGAAGGAUGCACACACAUACAUGCGACGGAAUUUAUACCUGUGUGUGUGUGUGUGCGCUGGUGUGUGCGGAUCAGUGUGGUCUUGUCGAUCAAGGACAUCCCGGAGGAGGUGUCGUGGAACGCCGUGCGGGACAGACUCGGGGACCGCGUCAAACCACAAGGCGUAAGUGAAGACCAGGCAGCCACGCGCCAUUUGCCCUUGUGUCCAUCGCUGUCUGUCUACACAUCUAUCUAUGUGUGUAAAUGCAUCAAACGAUCCAUCCAUCAGGGCAAGGUAGAGUUCGCGACUCAGGUCAAGACUGAGAACUCCGAGAGCGUGCUGCUGUGCUCGCCAUUCGACGGAGAUGUCGACUUCCUGGAUGGGGUAAGCCUUCGUGGGAGGGAGGAAGGGAGAGAAAGGCUUCGACUGUCGACCGAUGGGUGUGCCUCGUGUGUGUCGUCCCUCCUACGACUAUCAGUUGAAGAUUGACCUGGCCGGCCGUGAGUGUGAGGCCAAGGUGCUCUACGGCGAUGCGCUCAAGAAGGGCAUCAAGGUGUGUAGCUCAGCCGAGCAACUGUCACUGAUAAAUGUCCUCAUAUCAGCAGCAUGCCUGUGUGUGUUUGUGUUGGUAUGACUGACUGUGGUGGGUGCAGGACAUUCCGCCGCACUUGAUCAAAAAGCGCGAGAAGGCCGCUAUGAAGCGGCGACAGGCACAGGUACUCUUUCAUGCAGCGCUCGUGCUGCCGCGCCGUUCAUUGUGCUCUCAUUAUGCCGCUGGAUUGGAUGGUGCUGCUUUGUGCAUGUGUGUGUGCCUAGGGUCAGGGCAAGGGCGGCGGGCAGAUAUCGCUCGCCGGCCAGUCCUUCGGCAGCGUCAACAAACUCAGAAACCGGCUCAAGGUGAGGGAGCGUCAACACACGCAGCGCGACACACUCCGUGGAUCACAUUCCAUUCCUGUUGGUCGCACAACACACAGGGCGUGAUUGCAUCCCACCCCGACAACAAGCCGAUGAACAAGGACAGCAGCGACUACAAACUGGUAAGCACCACACACGCACACACACACACACACACUCUCACACAUCGACGCCUGCCCGCCCGUGGUGGUGGUCGGUGUGCAGGUGGUUGCUCUGCUGGACUACCACCCACGAGCCGAUGAGAAGAAGAAGGGUCAGCCAAGCCAGCGGCAACCGUCCGUCCAGCCGAUGCUGCCACUCUCACUUAAUUGCCUCUGCGUGUGUGCAGAAAUGACGGGCAUCAAGGUGGACGUCAAGGACUUCGACGGCCAGAAGUCUCGAUGCUUCCACGUCAUCAGAACCGACGGCACCUCUGAGGUCGGCUAUCAAUACGGCACGGACACACGCGUGUUUCUUGUCUGGAUGCGUGUGUCCGUGUGUGCAGGAUUUCAGCUACACCAAGUGCAUGAGUGAGUACGAGAGGCGGUUGAAGGAGGACACGCCAGCCGCUGCAGCUGCAGCUGCCGCCUUACCUGCAGACGCCAAGCCAGGCGACACCAACGCCAACAACCCUGCCGCUGCCAAUGCAGAUGCAGAGGAGGAGGGCGAGAAUGGCAAGAACGGCCAAGACGACAACGGCAGGGGGGCUGACUGACGAUGAAUACAAUGCUUGAGCCUGACUGACGGAAGUUAACGAGCCUGACGUGGGAGGAUGGUCAGUCAGGUGUUUCUUUCCUUUCGGUUUUUGGGAGUUUCAAGCGACUGGCUGAAGUUGUGAUGUGUUGUGUAAGUGUGUGAGAGUGUCGUCGUGCCAGUGGUGCAUCGUGGGUGGAUGAGAAGCCGUGUAGGCUUCACUUCACUGGGGUGGUGUCUGGAUGUUGGUGCCUGCCUGUGUGAAUGCAAUGCGUUUCCUGACCGACCGACCUGUCGAGCGCUGAGUAUGCAAUGAGAAUGAGGCUCCUGGAGACUCGGCAGGAAGAUGAGAGAAAGCCACAGACACGAUGCGAUGCAUUCACUCUGGUGUAAUCGUCCGUCAUUGUCA